CGAUUUGAUUGAUCGAUCGAUUUGAUUGAUUGAUUGAUUGAUUGAUUGAUUGAUUGAUUAAUUGAUUGAUUUGAAAAAAAAAAAAAAAAAAAAAAACACCAAUCACAACGAAGGACGCGUGGGAUGGGAGGGCAAAGAGAAGAGGGAGGACACGCGGGAGGGGAGGGCGGAGAUAAGAGGGAGGACGGGGGAAAGAGGAGGGUGGAGAUAGGGGGAAGGACGGGCGGGAGGGGAGGGCGGAGAGGAGGGGGAGGACGGGCGGGAGGAGAGGGCGGAGAUAAGGAGGAGGAUGCGCGGGAGGGGAGGGCAGAGAGAACAAGGAGAACGGGGAAAAGGGGAGAAGAGGAGGAGGAGUGGAGGAAGAAGAAACCGAAGAGGAGGGAGAAGAAGAAGAGGAGAAGGAGGAGAAGGAGGAAGAAGCAGCGCACAGGGAAGAAGGAUGAGGAGGAGGAGGAGGAGGAGGAGGAGGAGGAGNGAGGAGGAGGAGGAGGCAGAGGAGGCAGAGGAGUAAGAGGAGGAAGUGAAGGAAGAGGACGAGGAGUUGACGGAGGAAGAAGAAAAAGAGGAGGAGGCGGAGGAGGAGGAGGAGGAAGAGGAGGAGGAGGUAGAAGAUGGCGAAGAAGAGGAGGAGUGGAGGAAGAAGAAAACGAAGAGGAGGGAGGAGAAGAAGAGGAAAAGGAGGAGGAGGAGGAGGAGGAGCUAGAAGAUGACGAAGAAGAGGAAAGAGGAGAUGGAGGAGGAGGAAGAGGAGGAGGAGGUAGAAGAUCACGAAGAAGAGGAGGAGGAGUGGAGGAAGAAGAAAACAAAGCGGAGGGAGAAGAAGAAGAGGAGGAGGAGGAGGAGCAAGAAGCAACGCACAGGGAAGAGGGAUAGGAAGAGGAGGAGGAGGAGGAGGAGGAGGAGGCAGAGGAGGCAGAGGAGGAAGAGGAGCAAGUGGAGGAAGAGGACGAGGAGGAGUUGAAGGAGGAAGAAGAAGAAGAGGAGGAGGAGGAGGAGAAGAGGGACACGACGAGGAAUAGGAGGAGGAAGGAGAAAACGAAGAGGAGUGGAGGAGAAGAGGAGGAGAAGGAGGAGGAGGAGGAGAAGGAGGUAGAAGAUGACGAAGAAGAGGAGGAGUGAAGGCAGAAGAAAACGACAAGGAGGAGUAGGAGGAAGAAGAAGAACGAGGAGGACUAGGAGAAGGAAGAAGAGAGGAGGAGGAGGAAGAGGAUAACGACGAGAGGGAGGAGGAAGAGGAGGACGACGACAAGGAGAAGAAGAAUAAGGAAGAGGAAGAGGAAGAGGAAGAGGAGAAGGAAUAAGAGGAGGAGGACAUGGAGGGUGGUUAAGGGGGGACGACUUGUCUUACUUGGCGGGGGAGAACGAGGCUGAGCGAUCUUAGGCGAAGGCAGCGGCGAUGCUCGAAGCUCGGGGACGAGACGACCAUCAGGCAGCGCGGCUGUGGGGCGACGGGCCGUUGGUGGGGAGGAACGGGCAGGCCUCAGGCAGUACACCAAGCACAGUCCGAGACGGGGGCUGCGCGAAUCAAAAAAGGCCCGAUGU
Molecule: messenger RNA, 1542 nt
Organism: Chara braunii
Lineage: Eukaryota; Viridiplantae; Streptophyta; Charophyceae; Charales; Characeae
Source: the annotation of a GenBank genome assembly